Messenger RNA from Soboliphyme baturini, 1824 nucleotides. The record is from the annotation of a GenBank genome assembly. NCBI's taxonomy places the organism in Eukaryota, Metazoa, Nematoda, Enoplea, Dioctophymatida, Soboliphymatidae.
AUGCCUCGAAAGUUCGAAGUAGGUCAAACUCAGCAGGGGCAGACACGAUGGACCAUUAUGAUGACAGCUCUAAAUGAUACGGGUGUCAGCGGCUGCACUGACUGUGGUAAAGAAGAGCUGACUAAAUCGCAGUUUAUCACUCGUGAGGGCACUUAUAAGCUGAUGACGUUGUCUGAGUAUUCUCGCCCAAGCCGCGUGCCACUGAACCCGACGCAGGGCAACAUCGUGUCUCGCAACACUCAGGUGCAUGUGUCGUUCGUCAGUGUGCCAGUCAGCGAUUCAGAAGUAGGCAGCUCCUCUGACCGCAUUUGCUUCAACGUUGGACGAGAGUUGUUCGUCUACAACUACGAAGGCGCUGCAGACCUUACGCGUCCGAUAGACAAGCGCAUUUACAAGGGCACUUAUCCCACGUGUCACGAUUUCAACCAGGCAGAGGCGAGCCUCGACUAUUGCCCCCUGCUGAUCGGUUUCUCGGCCGGUCAAGUACAACUCAUAAAUCCGUUCAAAAAGGAGAAUCAUCUGAACAAGCUGUUCAAUGAAGAGCGAGUUAUCGAAAGGUCACGUGUGACUUGUUUGAGAUGGGUGCCCGGCAGCGCUCAUCACUUCCUGGCCGCGUACGCUAGCGGCUUCAUGUACCUUUACAACGACGAGGUGAUGUGUAGUUGUUACCUACCAUCGUAUUUGCUGCUGAAGAAGAGCGAUGGCUUCGCGAUCCAUACCUGUAAAACCAAGUCCUCACGCAACCCGAUUUAUCGGUGGACCAUCGGCGAAGGGGCCAUCAACGAAUUCGCCUUCUCUCCCGACGGAAAGAGUCUUGCUGUGGUCAGCGAAGACGGCUAUCUGCGAGUGUUUAACUACAACGCGAUGGAACUAAUCGGCCUGAUGCGAAGUUACUUCGGCGGUUUGCUGUGUCUCGCCUGGUCCCCGGAUAUGAAGUACAUCGUAACGGGCGGUGAGGACGAUCUGAUCAGCGUUUUCAGCAUUGCUGAAAAGAGAACGGUGUGCCGCGGCGAAGGCCAUCUCUCGUGGGUUUCUAGAGUGGCCUUUGACCCCUAUACUAGUCUCAUCAGUUGCAACGGCAGUGCCCUUCGGCUGGAUUCUGAAGAGGACUUGGGUUCAGUAAGUCAGAAAGAGUUUUCCGCAUCGACACUGAACUCAUCAGUUUUGAAUGGGGACCAACCACUGUCCAGGAACCAAAGUCAGAAGCAGUCGGUCAGCAGUGUCAAUUCACUAGGACGGGUCAGCUAUCGAUUCGGAUCUGUCGGACAUGACACCCAUCUGUGUUUGUGGGAUCUGACCGAUGACGAGUUGAAGGCGCCCGCUGCCCGUCUUCGCAACAGCGUCCUGUUCAGCCACUCCCCUGUCAUUCCCAACAACCGUGGGUCAAACUCUGCGUCUGAUGGCAUAUUAACCACCCAGACAAAGCCUGCCGAUACGAAUCAGCAUUCGGCGACAGCGAAAAGUAAGCGGAUCUUAAUUUCAUUCGCUGGCAAAAAUUUCGACAAAUGCUGUGCCCCAGUGAAAGGGAGUGGAAAUGCCGUUAAUCCGGUAUCUGUGCAGGAAUCGAAGACUGUACUCGGAACCCUGAUCUGUCCUUACCUACAAGACGUACCUAUGAUCCAACCGUUGAUAAACAAGAAAAUCUCACAUGAGCGUUUAUCAGUGCUGGUGUUUCGAGAAGACAGUAUCGUAACAGCUUGCCAAGAGGGAUUCAUUUGUACUUGGGCACGGCCAGGAAGAACGGGUCUUAGCAAAAAGCACAGUAUUGGAUCUCCGAAAACCGGAAGUGCACCGAAUCUUCUUCCCGGUGGAACUAUAGUUUGA